GCAAAAGUUACAUCCUCUAUAGUGGUGGCUACUCAGACUACUCAUACCAUGAAGCAUUACUAUCGUUAACGCAAAAUGGACAUUUAAAAUAUUUAACUGUGUGCUGAUAACAGUUUUCAUUGUUAACUUUUGCAGUUGGUUUUUGCCAUUUGCUACGUGCGGCCGAAACAUUUUAAUGUUGUCAAACGUGUGCGGGAGUAUUACUGUAAAUAAUUGAAUAAAAAACAGAACACAAAUACCAAGAUAACAAUACUAUUUAAUACUACUUUUUAUUUACGAAUUGUAUAAAUCGCGUUAUUUUUUGUCCGAAACAAUGUUAACAGAAUACGCCGGCAACUUGGCACACCAUCUGGAAUUUGGCCAUGCCUUGGAAAUUGUGGCGAAAACCAUAGACGGCGCUUCACGAUUCCACAUCAACCUGGCUACUGCCAAAACAGUAAUAGAUCCAAAUGCAGACAUUGGUUUACGUUUCUCCUGCUUCUUUCGCAAAGAUGUAAUUGUGCGCAAUGCUCGAAUCAAUGGAGUGUGGGGUGAAGAAGAGAUACAUGAUAUUGAAGGUCACUCGCUACAAAAUCCUAUCGAGUCGGGAGAAUUUUUUGUCAUUUACAUACUUGCAUGUGAAGAAAAAUUUCACAUAUCGAUCAACAAUCGCCCAUUCUGCACAUUUAGAUAUCGCUUGCCAGUAAAAUCAUUGCGCACCAUAGAGGUAUGCGAGCAAAUACAAGUGAUCAAGCAAAUUGAUCAUCGAGCCGUAUUUCCAUAUCCUUGGCCGGCUAUACAGGCAUCCGAUUUUGGCAAGGCAUUUAGCAAUGAUUCACCAAUAAUGUUUAGUCCGGGACAUCUAAUUGUAAUAACAGCGCGUUGUUUUGACAAUAAGAAAGGACAAUUUAUAAUCAAAUUUUUGGAAAGUGAUACGAAAAGAGAGGAGUUGCAUUUCAGUGUUCGCUUUGAUCAGAAAGCAGUUGUGCGUAAUUCGAUGAAUAAGGCAUUCGAAUUUGGGCAAGAGGAACGUCAUGGUGGAUUUCCGUUCGUUUUUAAUCAGCAAUUUAAGCUUGCCAUCGCUUUCACAAAACUCGAAUUUCUUACCGCUGUGGAUGGAUACAACUUCUGUAGUUAUGCCUAUCGUACACCGGAUGUAUUUACAAAUCUGGUGGGAUUUAAAGUGACCUGCAUAAAUGGCUUGCAUAUGCAUGUGACCGGCGUGGAUCAUUUGCAAAUGGGAGACCCUUCUUGCAAGGGAUUCGAAAAGUAUUCCAAGCAUGAUUACGAAUGUGCUUAGCAUAAUAAUUGCCUCAUACAGUUUGUUCUUGUCUUAGCC
Molecule: messenger RNA, 1318 nt
Organism: Anastrepha obliqua
Lineage: Eukaryota; Metazoa; Arthropoda; Insecta; Diptera; Tephritidae
Product: 32 kDa beta-galactoside-binding lectin
Exons: 3
Coding region: 314-1279 (321 amino acids)
Molecular function (GO): carbohydrate binding; galactoside binding
Source: RefSeq, a predicted model, not a curated record